UCCCGCUUAUCAGCCUAAAUUUCUAAGACACAGAUUGCCUACUAUCUAAGGUAUGCAUGCUGCAAUGACUAGUCCGCGAACGAAGGAGGCUAUCACGGCCUGGCCACAACAAGUGGAACGCCUCCAGAAUUGUGAACAUUCAAGAUGCAACCACCACAGCAAUUACUACUGUACAAACACAACCACGGCAUUAGUGGCUAUGUUAGCACCGCCUCUCGACGUCCCAUUUCAGCCAGCCUCAGUCGCCCACCCAAUGCCCAAUGGUUACAAGUUGCGCUGAACAUGAAGUAUAACAAGGUCGAGUCCGUCCAUUUGUAGACGCUUUGAUCGGCAAAACUUCAUGUCUACACUGUACCACUACCUCAUUGAGCAGAGCAAAGUCGGUGGUCAAUGGACCUACUCCACACGCAAUUCGGUGCGAGUCUCGGAGGUGUGGGAGCAUAACGAUGGGCGGAGUCGACGUUAUUCAAGCCGUUCCAUGGUUUUGUCCCAGCCCGAUGUAAAGAACUGGCUGCAGACUUCCAAUGGCCAAGCAACGUCAUCAGGCUCAGACAGCGAGAGCAGUAUUCGACGUCUUCGCGCCGUCUGGAUUCCCCGCUUGGUCCAGCAACAAAAAUUUGACGUUAACGAAGACAUCUUCAACCUCGUCCAUGAUGAGACUGAGCUUGGCCUUGCCCAGAAGUAUUGCAAGACAAACAGCGCUGGCAUUGGGACGGUACCAAGCCGUUCGCCAACACGACCCUCGCAGCAUUUCACUUAUCACUCCAAGAUCUCAUUGGUCUGGACAGCAGAUGUGGAACAGCAGGUGACAACCAUGAUAUGCGUUGCCGAUGAGCCGAGACUGAACAUCCUUGAAGGUUUGAUCAACCAGGAGUUCGCCCAACGUGUAGCGGGACAUCAGUUGGGAUGUGCUCUGUUCAGUAUUGUCUUGUUCACUCAGGACAUACAGGACAUACAAGAAGAAAUGAAACAGCAGGUUCGUGAGGUUGAGGUCCGCACAGGACACCACUGGAAACCUCGAAAGGAAACACCUGCUCUUGGAGACCUAAUUGCACUAGCAGCGAAGAUGAGCGGCAGCAAGACGAGGAUAGAUUCAUGCCUUCGUAAGCAGAGUGUACUGAAAGCGAUGAUCAGCUUCAUCGAGAAAGAAAGUCGCUGCACAUGGAUCGACGACGAUGAAGACAUGGCUUCCUAUGAGCCGUCGGGAAGUAUCCUCAAAUCCGUCGCUGUUGUCAAGCAGCGCGUAGCAGGUCAGGAAAUUGACAUGACUUUUAUCCAACGUCGAGUCAGGACGCAGAUUGACGCGAUCUAUCACCUGAUUCAGGAGGAUGAUGCUUUGUCUGCAGGUGAGAUGGCUCGCGACUGCAAAUUGUUGGCUAUGGCUUCGCAACGUGAUUCGGCGAGCAUGAAAUGCAUCGCCGUUGUCACUAUGCUUUUCCUACCUGGUACAUUCGUGGCGGCCCUCUUGAGUAUACCUCUGUUCGAUUGGCAGGCGAAAUCAACAGAGUUGAUGUACCGUACCUCGUACUGGAAACCGAGGAUCACUAUCUUUCUCGCUCUAACAGUGCCCAUCACAUUGUUGACAUUCGGCGUAUGGGGUUUCUGGACUCUGGGACACCUCGUCAAGGACAGAAAAAAGAUCGCGUCUGCACAAGCACAGCUACAUCUGGAGGAUGAGACAAGGACUUUGUCGAUGAAGAGGAAACUGUUGAUCGAGCAAUCUUAGCAUGGAAAUCCCUUGAGAAGACGUAGUCUGUUAAGGCUUACACGGUAGAGGUACACUGGAAGGCGCCAAGGCCUCAUGGCGGAAAAUUGGCAGCGGCGGCGGGAUCGACGUAUGAUCUCUACUCUUUUCGGUGG
This is a messenger RNA of Exophiala viscosa, 1860 nucleotides long. RefSeq lists its product as uncharacterized. The record is from RefSeq and is a predicted model, not a curated record. NCBI's taxonomy places the organism in Eukaryota, Fungi, Ascomycota, Eurotiomycetes, Chaetothyriales, Herpotrichiellaceae. The transcript has 2 exons. The coding region runs from base 341 to 1726 and encodes 461 amino acids.